Amyelois transitella is the source of this 1273-nucleotide messenger RNA. It is a transcript of the gene Syx18, whose product is annotated as syntaxin-18. Gene Ontology annotation, biological process: retrograde vesicle-mediated transport, Golgi to endoplasmic reticulum. Gene Ontology annotation, cellular component: SNARE complex; membrane; endoplasmic reticulum. NCBI's taxonomy places the organism in Eukaryota, Metazoa, Arthropoda, Insecta, Lepidoptera, Pyralidae. Bases 274 to 1245 code for a protein of 323 amino acids. The record is from RefSeq and is a predicted model, not a curated record. The transcript has 2 exons.
GUCAGUGUCAACUGUCACGUUAUCACAUUCAAAAAUUAAAAUAAAAUUAUAUUAACACGUACCUACGAUACAUAGAGUGCGAUACAUACAAGUACAAUAAAUCAACAUUGUACAAGUAAAAUACAACCAUUCAAUAAUCGCCAUCAGAAUAAUCAAUUCAUCAUCCUACUGAUCGAUCAAAGCCCAGGACCCAGUUUUAAUUUACGUGAUAAACCCAUAUGAUCUAGUUCGGAUACUAGUACCUUAUACAUCUCGAACAAAUUCCUCUUAAAUAUGGAUAUAACACCUCUGUUUAGAGCAUGUAUAAAAACCGUGAAAACGCGCAAUAAAGCUUUUGGAAUACAAAGUCCUUCCAACGAAGAUAGGCAGCGUUUGUUAAGGAGCAAGCCCAAGAGUCCCUUUAUCACUACUGCUAAAGAAAUAACAUUACAGAUUACAAAGUUGCGUGACUUUCUUCUGGAACAUAGGGAGCGGUAUCUGAGUUUUUUCAAUAAUGUUACUGGAGAUGAAAUGCCAGACGUUGAACGUGAUCAGAUCGAUACAGGAGCCCAAAGAAUAAUAAACACAUGUUCUCAUUUGCUUAAAGAGUUUAGAAAUGACAACCGCAAGGCAACUGCUUCACCACAGAUUCGAGACUUUAUGGAUGCAGUAAUAGAUCUUGUGGACAUCUACUUAAAGGCAGUAUGCAAAAUACACAGUGAAUUAAAGGCCUUGAGAGUCAAGCGAGCCUUGGAUAUUCGAAAACUAUCCCGUCUGGAGUUGCCACAGACUAAAUCUAAUAUUCCAAAUCCUUUUAUGCCUGAUAAAAUCAUUGAAAAGGAGGUGGAAGUGGUUGAGAAUGAAGAAACUGAUGGUGUUAAGAAGAAGAUGGAUUUGUCUGAGAAUGAUGUAGCGGUGAUGUCUGAUGAAGGGCAGUUGAGUGCAGAAGAGUUACAGAUGUUUGAGUCAGAAAAUGUUCAGUUGCUGAAUGAGCUCAAUAGCAUGACGGAGGAGGUCCGGCAAAUCGAAACUAAAGUGCUUCAUAUUGCCGAGCUGCAGGAGAUCUUCACAGAGAAGGUUCUUCAGCAAGAGCAUGAUAUAGACCGGAUAUCAAAUACUGUGGUGGGGGCCACGGAGAAUGUGAAGGAUGCCAAUGAACAAAUUAAACAGGCCAUCCAGAGGAAUGCUGGUCUAAGAGUUUACAUACUCUUCUUUUUGCUAGUGAUGUCAUUCACUUUGCUGUUCUUAGAUUGGUAUAAUGAAUAAAUAAAUGUAAUGAAUAAAUGUAUUUAUU